This is a messenger RNA of Micromonas pusilla CCMP1545, 702 nucleotides long. It is a transcript of the gene PMP22, whose product is annotated as peroxisomal membrane protein. Gene Ontology annotation, cellular component: cytoplasm; membrane. NCBI's taxonomy places the organism in Eukaryota, Viridiplantae, Chlorophyta, Mamiellophyceae, Mamiellales, Mamiellaceae. The record is from RefSeq and is a predicted model, not a curated record. The transcript is spliced from 2 exons. Bases 1 to 702 code for a protein of 233 amino acids.
AUGUCGUCGUUCCGAUGCAUGGCGAAGAAGUACCUCCGCGCCGGGCUGACGUCUGGGACGAUCAUGGCGAGCGGGGACUUGCUGUGCCAGACCUGGGAGAGGCGUCGCGCGGCGUCGUCCGGCGGUGGGGACGGCGGGGACGUCUUAUCGGAUGCGGCGGCCUCGACGUCCGGUCGACUCGGCGCGCCCGCGGCGGUGCAGGAGCAGCUCGGGGUGAUGCCGGCGUACGAUCUCGCGCGCACCGCGAGGUUCUUCGCCGUGGGCAUGACGUUCCACGGGCCGUUCUUCGUCAAUGGAUUCGCCGCGCUCGAGCGCGUCGUCGGCCCCGCGACGUGCCUCAGAGCCGCCGCGAAGAAGGUGGCGCUCGGGCACGCGUUCCUCUUUCCCACGUACACGUGCGGGUUUUACUUGUACAUGUCCGCGUUGGAAGGGAAGGGCGUGGAGGGCGGGUGGGUUAAGUUCAAAGACACGUGGUGGGAGGUGUUCGUCGUCGGAUCCUCGUUCUGGCCCGUGGCGAACAUGGUGAACUUCAAGUACGUCAAGCCGCAGUAUCGGCUCGUGUACUUGAACGUCGCGGGGCUGGCGUGGAACUCGUAUCUGAGUUACCAAAACCAACGGAGCAACGUCGCGCACCCGUCGCUCGAGGACGCGGAGACGACGACGACGACGACGACGACGCGCGCCCGCGUCAAGGGGGACUGA